Molecule: messenger RNA, 4766 nt
Organism: Stegostoma tigrinum
Lineage: Eukaryota; Metazoa; Chordata; Chondrichthyes; Orectolobiformes; Stegostomatidae
Product: probable serine/threonine-protein kinase MARK-A
Exons: 29
Coding region: 84-2888 (934 amino acids)
Source: RefSeq, a predicted model, not a curated record
AAGUGAAACAUCUGUUCGGCAGCAAGUGCUCAGUAGUUCAUGGGUAUUGUUGGAAAAUGCUUUCGAAGCUUUAAGUUCUCAAAAUGAAGAUGAAAAUUUGGACUCUUUGCAGUAUUAUAUCAUUAAUUUCGACAUCAGACACAAUGGAUCUGGAGAUAUUUCAAAGCCCACUGAUAGUAUCAUUAAAUGAAAAUAUUCACCUGACAUGCAAGGUAAUGGGCUAUACUGGUGGUCCCAUUGACGCAAAGUGGGUAGGAGUUCAGUGGAAGCUCAAUCAAAAAGAAGUGUAUUCUUUCUCGGGUGGUCAACAUGAUGCAAAGCGACCAGGAGCAUUAAUUAAUGAUAGCAGUCUACUGAAGGGAGACGUCUCACUUUUCCUUCCACGAGUACAGAUUGCAGAUGAAGGAAUUUACACUUGCACUGUGUUCAUAACACCCGAAAGUGCAGAACGGACCUCAGAAAUACAAGUAUUAGCUCAGCCAAACGUUAGUUUAUCCACACAAUCUCUUACAAUUUUGAAUGGUUCAGAGGACUCUGUGAGCUGUGACGUGACUGGAUUUUAUCCUGAACUAUUAAAGAUCAGCUGGAUCAAAGUAUCAAAACAGAGAACAGAAAAUAUUACAUUCCUAAGUUACAGAAAGAAGUUUGGCAGGAAAAGUGAUAAAACGUUUUAUAAAUCCAGUCAACUGAACAUUAAACCAACAAUAAAGGAUGAUGGUGACAGAUACAGAUGUGUCGUGGAGCAUUCAACAUUUCCUAAUGGACUGACAAUGGAAUGUGCACUCACUGUACAAGUUGAGUCCGCUAUUAACAGAACUCUGAAUGAAUCCCGUGAUUAUUUAGCCCGUGCCUUGGUUAUAAUUUGUGCGGUAUUAUUACUUAUGAUACUUGUUGGAAUAUACCUUUGGACAAAACGGUCAGAAGAAUUACAGAACACCCCCUCAAAGGCUGAAGCCGGUACUAACAAUCAAGUGAAACGUUCUGAUGAGUGUCAAAAUCUGAUGGGGACAGAACCUGAAGAAUCACAGAACACUCUCUCAAAAGAUAAAGUCGGGAUUGACGAACAAGUGGAACUUUCGGAUGAAACGCAAAAUCUGAUUGGAAUAGAAAAUGAGGAAUCACAAGAGGUCUCUGAAAGUCAACAAAGUCAUACUUGGGAUACAAAACAAGAUACAGAGAAUCAGUCAUUAGAGAAACAAUCACCAGUAACAACUGAAUCUCAUCAAAAUGCUGCUACGAAUAAAGAAGGUGCAGAGGAUCAAUCAAAACAGAACGAAUCACAAGAGGUCUCUGAAAGUCAACAAAGUCAUACUUGGGAUACAAAACAAGAUACAGAGAAUCAGUCAUUAGAGAAACAAUCACCAGUAACAACUGAAUCUCAUCAAAAUGCUGCUACGAAUAAAGAAGGUGCAGAGGAUCAAUCAAAACAGAACGAAUCACAAGAGGUCUCUGAAAGUCAACAAAGUCAUACUUGGGAUACAAAACAAGAUACAGAGAAUCAGUCAUUAGAGAAACAAUCACCAGUAACAACUGAAUCUCAUCAAAAUGCUGCUACGAAUAAAGAAGGUGCAGAGGAUCAAUCAAAACAGAACGAAUCACAAGAGGUCUCUGAAAGUCAACAAAGUCAUACUUGGGAUACAAAACAAGAUACAGAGAAUCAGUCAUUAGAGAAACAAUCACCAGUAACAACUGAAUCUCAUCAAAAUGCUGCUACGAAUAAAGAAGGUGCAGAGGAUCAAUCAAAACAGAACGAAUCACAAGAGGUCUCUGAAAGUCAACAAAGUCAUACUUGGGAUACAAAACAAGAUACAGAGAAUCAGUCAUUAGAGAAACAAUCACCAGUAACAACUGAAUCUCAUCAAAAUGCUGCUACGAAUAAAGAAGGUGCAGAGGAUCAAUCAAAACAGAACGAAUCACAAGAGGUCUCUGAAAGUCAACAAAGUCAUACUUGGGAUACAAAACAAGAUACAGAGAAUCAGUCAUUAGAGAAACAAUCACCAGUAACAACUGAAUCUCAUCAAAAUGCUGCUACGAAUAAAGAAGGUGCAGAGGAUCAAUCAAAACAGAACGAAUCACAAGAGGUCUCUGAAAGUCAACAAAGUCAUACUUGGGAUACAAAACAAGAUACAGAGAAUCAGUCAUUAGAGAAACAAUCACCAGUAACAACUGAAUCUCAUCAAAAUGCUGCUACGAAUAAAGAAGGUGCAGAGGAUCAAUCAAAACAGAACGAAUCACAAGAGGUCUCUGAAAGUCAACAAAGUCAUACUUGGGAUACAAAACAAGAUACAGAGAAUCAGUCAUUAGAGAAACAAUCACCAGUAACAACUGAAUCUCAUCAAAAUGCUGCUACGAAUAAAGAAGGUGCAGAGGAUCAAUCAAAACAGAACGAAUCACAAGAGGUCUCUGAAAGUCAACAAAGUCAUACUUGGGAUACAAAACAAGAUACAGAGAAUCAGUCAUUAGAGAAACAAUCACCAGUAACAACUGAAUCUCAUCAAAAUGCUGCUACGAAUAAAGAAGGUGCAGAGGAUCAAUCAAAACAGAACGAACCACCGGCGCCGACUGAAAAUCAUCAAAAUUCUGCUCCGCAUACAGAAGAAAGUGAACAGCUUGAAUCGGAACAGAACGAACCACCGGCGCCGACUGAAAAUCAUCAAAAUUCUGCUCCGCAUACAGGAGAAAGUGAACAGCUUGAAUCGGAACAGAACGAACCACCGGCGCCGACUGAAAAUCAUCAAAAUUCUGCUCCGCAUACAGAAGAAAGUGAACAGCUUGAAUCGGAACAGAACGAACCACCGGCGCCGACUGAAAAUCAUCAAUAUUCUGCUCCACAUACAGAAGAAAGUGAACAGCUUGAAUCGGAACAGAACGGGAAUGAUUCAAGUUAAGGUCAGAUGUGCUGCAGAAGCAAGACACUUGAAUAUGAAGAAAUGUGGUGGAUAACAUCCACAGACUGUAUAUUUUUAUUUAUGUUAUUGCUUGCACUUCAAUCAUUUAUUUUAUUAUGAGUUUCUGCUGUGGCUAUUGAGGAAGUUUUGGAAUAAUGGGGUUAAUCACAGUGAUCACUGAGUGGAGAAUUAUCUCAAACUUUGAAAAGAAUUCAACUGGAUGUUGAUGUUUGGUUCAUCCAGCCUAUCUGUACCAGGACCGUCAAACUAGAGUAAUGCUUCCCAAUUUUUUUUCCCCCAUUGUAACACAUUUCAAGUUCAAAAGUUGCCAUGAUCCUUCAAUGAAACUGAGAGCAAGGCCAGAGCCCUGACAGCGAUGUUGGGUGAAAGAACCUGUGAAAUGCAGGAGACAAAUCGCUUUAACUUCAAGGAUUUUUCUGAUUCCUUUGGAGCAGAAAUCAUGGCUCAAAGGUCCAUCAAUGAGAGCACGUCCACCACUUUGGAUACAGCCGUUUAAAGGGGCCUCACCUUUUAAUACUCAGCCAGUGCUAUCCGGUGGUCAUUGCUGCCUUCACACAUGUGACACCAGAAUCUUGUGUCGUGACCCCUCAGAGGAUUGUGACCUGCUCUUUGGAAAAGAUUGAACUUCAAUCUUCUAGCAUGGUAAACCUUGACAAACCUUUUUUUUUAAUUGAAAUGAAGCAUUGAGAAUCUGUGCAUGCUGCUAAAGAAGAAUUAUGAGGCUAUUUUACUUUGUGUUCCUACUUGUUUUCAUCUAAACAGAAAUGUACAUUUUUUGUACUGCAAAAACUAGGCACUCUCAUGUGUCUAUGUAUUGACAAUCUUUACAAGGAAAAGCAUUGAAUUUUGUGAAAAAUAAAUCAUCUUAUGAGUUGUGUAUUUUAAUGUAUUAAAAUAAUAAAUAUCGGAAAUUGUACAUGCAUUUUACAAUAAUGUUCAUGAUUGUAUAAUAUUCCUUUUUAGAGAUGAAUUGUUCCACUUACAUAUGACUAUAGCUAAUUGUAAGCUUUGUGCUAAGAUGUCAGUUUUGCUAACCUUAAUAUUGUAUGUAUCCGAUCAUAAUUUUUAAUUUUAUUAUGAGUUUCUGCUGUGGCUAUUGAGGAAGUUUUGGAAUAAUGGGGUUAAUCACAGUGAUCAUUGAGUGCAGAAUUUUCUCAAACUUUGAAAAGAAUUCAACUGGAUGUUGAUGUUUGGUUCAUCCACGUAAUCUCACUAGAAUAUACAAUCUGAUAGAAAUGAUAACUCAGGGCAUGAUGUUUUGGGCAAUGUCUGAUUAAAAGGAAUUUAAAUGUGUUUUGCCGUAACUAUUUUUCUAACUUCUGUUUUAGUGAAUCAUUGAAGGCAAUUGUUCUGAACUUAUAGCUGAAUUCUUACAUUUCUGCUCAGAUUGCAAUGAUGGCUGGUUAGAAAUAUGGAUUUGAAAAAAACAAAUAUAUAUAACUAAUUAGUGGAGUCACACACAACUAUUUUAAAAAUUGGAAGAGAAGAAUUAAUGACAUUCUUAAACAUGAAAAUCCCAUUGUAUUUAGCAAUAAAAGGAUAUUUCCCAUUCAUGAGGUGUGGGCUGUCCGGGCUAGCAUUUAUUUUCUAUCUGCAGUUGUCCUUGAGAAGGUUGCGGCAAGUUAAUGUCUUAAACUGCUGUAGUCCAUUUCGUGUAAGUAUACCCACAAUACUAUGGGGCAGUGGGGGUGGGAAUCCAAGCCGGCCUGAAGAAAGGUGAUAUAUUUCCAAGUCAGGAUAGUGAAUGGGGAGGGACUUGCAGAUGAUGGCAUUUCUCUGUAUCUGAUUCCUUGAUCUUUUAGAUGGGAAUUGUCAUGGGCUUGGAAGAUGCUGUCUCUGAGGCUGUGGUGAAUUUGU